AUGAGGAAAACCUCCGAGGAUUGUCUCACUUUGUCUCCAGACUGGAAAGUAGAAGAUGAGGACAUUACACAGUAUAGUCCAGGAGAAAACCCGGCUCCCUCCAAUGUGCAUCCAGCACCACACAGUGUACAUGGACCAUCUGAUUCCUCGUAUCCUGAGGAACCUGAGACUGUGCGGGACCGGGCCGGCCUUCCAGCAGAGAAGAAGUUCUCCUGUCCUGAGUGCGGGAAGAGUUUCCGUUUUUUAUCCAAUCUUAUAGUGCAUAAAAGAUCUCACACGGGGGAAAAACCAUAUUCCUGUCUCAAGUGCGGAAAAUGUUUUUCACAAAAGUCCAAUAUUCAGAUACAUCAGAGGCUUCACACAGGUGAGAAGCCGUUUUCCUGUCCUGAGUGCGGGAAAUGUUUUUCAGAUCAGUCCCAUCUUUACAUACAUAAGAGAUCUCACACAGGUGAGAAACCAUAUUCCUGUCUUGUGUGCGGGAAAUGUUUUGUAAAUAAAUCACAUCUUGUCACACAUCAAAGACUUCACACAGGGGAAAAACCGUACUCCUGUCGUGAGUGCGGAAAAUGUUUUUCAGACAAGUCCUUUUAUCACAGACACCAAAGAUUGCACACGAGUGAGAAUCUGUAUUCCUGUUCUGAGUGCGGGAAAUGUUUUUUUUACAGAAGUCACAUCUUUACACACAUCAGAGGUCACACACGGGGGAGAAGCCGUAUUCCUGCCCUGAGUGCGGGAAAUGUUUUUCACAGAGGUCCAAUCUUUACAGACAUCAGAGACUGCACACGGGGGAGAAGCCGUAUUCCUGUCCUGAGUGUGGGAAAUGUUUUUCAGAAGUCCAGUUUUAUCACACACAUCAGAGAUCUCACACGGGUGAGAAUCUGUUUUCCUGUUCUGAGUGCGGGAAAUGUUUUUCACAGAAGUCACAUCUUUACACACAUCAGAGAUCUCACACGGGGGAGAAGCCGUAUUCCUGUCCUGAGUGCGGGAAAUGUUUUUCACAGAAGUCCAAUCUUUACACACAUCAGAGAUCUCAUACGGGGGAGAAGCCACUUUCCUGUCCUGAGUGAGGGAAAUGUUCCUCACUGA
Molecule: messenger RNA, 1086 nt
Organism: Staurois parvus
Lineage: Eukaryota; Metazoa; Chordata; Amphibia; Anura; Ranidae
Source: the annotation of a GenBank genome assembly